GUGAUUUUUUUUCGCAUUCUGCAAAUAUAACACAUACGUGUGCAUGUUGCAUUUGUUGUUUAUAUAUGUGGUUAGUGUUUGUGAGUGGCGUAGUCAAACAGCUAACUUGCACCAUUAAACGCGUGCUCAGGGCUAUCAGACAAUAAUUUGUUGGCCCAGUCAGUGGCGAACGGCAAGAGCCAAUAAUACUUAGAACGACAACAAGUGCAAGGGCCUAAAUAUCUGCGCCAGAAACGCGCAUCAACAACAACAACAUUGUGCUCGAAGUGGAGUCAGCGUCAGCCUUAGCCUGUCCUGAACUGUUUCGUUUUUGUUUUUUUUUUUGUUUUGUUGUUGUUGUAUUCUGUUCACAUCAAAGUGUUCCACUUAAACUCCAGCGCCCGCUCCUCGCUCUUCUAGACGUGACAGGUCACAAGAGAUGAUUCAUUAAUCAUAACCCACAGGCACACGCCGAGCCACACGAACGCGCCAGACUAUGACGGAGGAAAUAACUGGCAAUUGGAGCUAUUAUGUGUACAUAUCACUAACAUUGGUUCCAGUCUAUUUGGCAUUUCAGCUCAUUAAAUUUUUGGGCUGGCGACUAUUCGUGAACAACUGAGCAAAUAAAGAGCAAAUAACUAGCGAGAGUAUUGAAGAGAAGCAGCGGCCCCAGGCCCAGGCAGGAGACAAGCAGCCGGGAGGAGUUCGAAAAGGCAAAUUGCAAAUCGCGCGCAGCAGACACAACGCUUCGCAGUGGGGACGAGGGGCAGACAGAAGCACGAGCAGAGGAAGCAGCAUCUGUUGGCGCCAUUGGAUCGCUGGCGAAGGGAGGCAACUAACUAAGCAGGCAAC
This is a messenger RNA of Scaptodrosophila lebanonensis, 831 nucleotides long. RefSeq lists its product as uncharacterized. The transcript is spliced from 3 exons. Bases 476 to 598 code for a protein of 40 amino acids. The record is from RefSeq and is a predicted model, not a curated record. Lineage: Eukaryota; Metazoa; Arthropoda; Insecta; Diptera; Drosophilidae.